Lecanosticta acicola is the source of this 1175-nucleotide messenger RNA. Lineage: Eukaryota; Fungi; Ascomycota; Dothideomycetes; Mycosphaerellales; Mycosphaerellaceae. The record is from the annotation of a GenBank genome assembly.
AUGGCCGACAUGGAUACCUACGAUGCUGACCAGCGCACCUACGAGGGUACGUUCCAAUUCUGAUAUUUCCAUCAACACGACAUUGCCGGCGCAACGCCAAGCUUGACAAACGACGGUCAAUAGCUUCAGCCUCACAGACCACUUGCAUGAGGAAGAAGCACACAGUCCGAAGAGCCACAGGCUAACACUUCACGUGCAGAGGAGCGCGAAUACCCGCAGCGCGACCGCUCGCGUUCUCCCGAGCGCGAUCGUGAUGGCGAUGUCCGUGUUCGCGAUGAGCCAGCUAACGGACGUGCUGACCGGUAAGUGAUCAUGGAUCGCGGUCUGUAUUCUCUCAAGGGCAAUCUCUGACAUAUUGCACAGCGACGACCGAGCUGCGGACAAGAACGGCGGCGGCGACGAUGCGACCAACCCGGGCUCGAACCUCUUCGUUACUGGAAUUCAUCCACGCCUUACGGAAGAGGAGGUCUCUCGUCUUUUCGAGAAGUACGGCGAAGUUGAGAAGUGCAACAUCAUGCGUGACCCACACAGCCGCGAGAGUCGUGGCUUCGGCUUCGUCAAGAUGGUGACGGCGGCAGAGGCGGAUGCUGCGAAGGAAGCAUUGCAAGGCGAGGUCUACGAGGGCCGCACUCUCAGCAUUGAGAAGGCUCGCCGUGCUCGUCCUCGUACGCCAACUCCUGGCAAAUACUUUGGACCACCAAAGAGAGGUUUGCCACUCCGUGCUUUCGACCCCUACCCCUACUGUGCGCCCCUUCCUGCUACCCUUCGGGUAGUGUGCAGGCUAUGCUGACACUCAGACAGACGACCGACCUCGUGGUGGCUUUCGUGGAGGCGACCGGUACAACGACGUAAGUAUACUUGACCUUCGUCGAUGACCCAACACGUGCUAAUCUUCUUAGGAUCGUGGACACGGCCGGCGAGACGAUCACCGCCGUGGCGGAGACUACCGAGACCGGUAUGAUGAUCGUGGCUAUGGUCGUCGCGAUGACUACCCUCCACGUGAUCGCUACCGCGAUGACCGCUAUGGCGGUGACCGCCGCGGCGGAGGCUACGACCGCCCACCUCGUGGCCCGCCACCAGAGCGUGGAGUCGGAGGUCCUGGGUACGGCGACUCUGCUGCGCCUCGCGACGCUCCUCCAGCGCGCAGCUACGAGGAACGCCGAAGCUACGACUAA